UCUCUUAAAUUAUAUCUCUGCACCUUCUUCUGAAUGGAGCCGUUUCGUAUUAACUUGCUUAUUUUUCUGCACCUACUACUUCUCUCAUUUUUUCUUUUUUCUAAGUUUUUUUUUAUUAACUGCAAGGCUCAUGGUCAUUGCCUUCCGGCUGAGAGCUCAGCACUUCUCCAGCUCAAGCGAGGUUUUACUUCUGGUGACCUUGAUACAUGGCAGUUAAGCACGAAUUGUUGCAUUUGGGAGGGUGUUACAUGUGAUGAAUCAUCAGGAGGGGUCAUAGCUCUUGACCUAAGUAAUCGGCUCAUUGGUGGUAUGAUUGAUCCUAGCCUUUUCAAACUCACAUCUUUACAUGAUCUCAAUUUUUCCAACAACAUAUUUCAAGGAAUAUCCAUUCCAAAUUAUGGGUGGGAUCAGCUUGCAAAUCUUUCAAGCCUCGAUCUUUCCAAUGCCGGUUUUGCUGGGGAAAUUCCCAUUGGUAUAUCUCGCUUGACGAAGCUGACUUUCCUUGACCUCUCCAAUCAGAAUGGUGAAUUUGGGGGGCUUACGCUCACAGCUAAACCAAUAUUUUUGCGAAACAUGAGCAUUUUGACGGACCUUUAUCUUGACAAUAUAAAUCUCUCAUUAUAUCAUAAUGAAUUGUGUGGUGCUCUAACCAAUUUCACCCUUGCACUUGAGGUGCUGAGCAUGAGUUAUUGUUUUCUCUCGCGUGCUAGUUGCUCCUCUCUCUCCAUGCUCCCUCAUUUAUAUAGUCUUGACCUUACUGGCAAUAAUUUGAACUCUAACAUUUUUUAUUCAUUUGUCAAUUUUACUUCUCUAUCUUCACUAGCAGUUGGAGAGAAUCAAUUCGAAGGUGUUUUUCCCAAGAAAAUAUUUCUACUAAAAAAAUUACAGUAUCUCGAUAUCUCAGACAAUCAUAUGCUUUCUGGUUCUCUUCCAAAAUUUCCAGAGGAAAGUAAGUUAAUAAGUUUAGAUCUUUCUUUUACUAAUUUUUUUGGGAAUUUACCUGAUACAAUAGGCAACCUUAAGUUUUUAAAAAAUUUGAAUCUCCUUAGUUGUCAAUUCUCUGGGAGAAUACCACCUUCAAUAGGAAAUCUAUCACAACUAGAGCAUUUAUAUUUAUCAGAAAACAAUCUACAAGGGCAUAUUCCAAAAUCUUUAUUUCAAAUAUUAGGACUUAGUGUGCUUUCACUUGGUUCAAAUAAUUUUAGUGGAGACUUAGAGUGUGAGUUUAUCAAGGAUCUUAAGAAUCUUUAUUUUUUGGACCUCUCAAAUAGUGGACUUUCCUUAAAUUCAUGGGAUGCAUAUAAUGGAUCUUUCUUAUCUUCCUUUCCUAAGAUAUCAUAUUUGGCAGUAACUAGUUGCAAUCUAACUAAGAUCCCUACAAUCAUAAAUUUCCCACAUAUUAUGAUUUCCUUGGAUCUCUCAAAUAAUAGAAUUCAUGGGGAAAUACCCAGCUGGUUUUGGAGAAUUAUAUAUCUGAACUUAUCUUGUAAUAUGUUCAAACAUGUUGCAGAGCCUCCUGUUAAUCUUAGUACAUCUAAUUUUUUUAACUAUAUUGAUCUCUUUUCCAACAUGCUUGAAGGUCCAAUUCCUCCUCUCCCAUUAAUUAAACAUACACUAUUAGAUUUCUCAAAUAAUCAUUUCACAUCUUUUAUCUCAAUCAACAUCACCUCUCCCCAAAAUUCUUUAAACUACCUUAUCCUUUCAAAUAAUAGUUUGACUGGAGAAAUCCCGCCAUACAUCUGCAAUAUGACCAACUUAAUGGAACUUGAUUUAUCAAAUAACAGGUUAACAGGUUCUAUUCCAUCAUGUUUAUUGAAAGGAUUUUAUCUGCAAUUACUAAAAAUAGGAGGAAAUCAGCUUCAUGGAGCCAUCCCCAAUGAAAUUAGUCCAAAAUGUGAAAUGAAAACAUUAGAUCUCAGAGACAACCAAUUAGAUGAGAUGAUUCCUAAGUCUCUAUCUAAUUGUCAAUCACUUGUGAUUUUGGACUUAGGGAACAACAACUUAAAGGACACAUUUCCUUAUUGGUUGGGAAAUCUGUCAUCUCUAAGGGUUCUUGUUUUAAGGUCAAAUAAAUUCCAUGGGAAAGUUGGGCCUUUCGAAGGAAAUCUUGAAAGAAAUUAUGCUUUUUCUAUGUUACAUGUCUUGGACAUCUCAUUCAAUAACUUUAGUGGCAAAUUAUGUGCAGAGAUCUUCAACAAUUUUAAGUCAAUGAUGAUAGAUAAAAAGGACACAAUACAAAAUGAUAUGAUUCUUGGAGUAAACGGCCAAGAAUAUUAUUUGGAUUUGCUCACCAUCUUGAACAAGGGGCAACAAAUGACAAUAUCAAAGUCAUUGAAAAGCAUUAUGUUAUUAGAUUUUUCCAAUAAUUUAUUUGAAGGAGAGAUUCCUAUAACAAUUGGCCAACUUAAUUCUCUUCAAGUGCUCAACAUGUCACAUAACUAUUUAACAGGUAAAAUUAUUCCACAACUUGGGAAUUUAUCACAGCUCGAGUCAUUGGACCUCUCAAUGAAUAGCCUUUCUGGUAAGAUCCCACAAGAGUUGGCUUAUUUAUAUUUCUUGGAAUAUUUAAACCUCUCCUACAAUAAGUUGGUAGGAAACAUUCCAAUUGGAGGUCAAUUCUCCACUUUCCUGAACACUUCAUUUGAAGGAAAUAAUGGAUUAUGCUUACUUCCAUGUAACACAUCAGUUCCAAGAGUGAACAAUACUACAAUAUCAUCAACUUUACGCAACCAAGCUCCAAAGAAUAGAAGAUAUAUGAUUAUAUUGGGAAUAUUAUUUGGUGUCGGAUUUGGAGGUUCAAUGGCAGUAGUUGUUGUGCUUGAUGUCAUGUGCUGUGAUAGAAGCAAGAGGAGGAGAGGCAAGAGAUCUAUUGAUGGAUAAUUUGCAUGGAAGCCUUCUUGUAAAAGCAUUCUACUAAUGUAAAGGAAAGCGUUGUUGUAAUGAAUCUCGGUCUGUUUGAAUUAAUGUAUAUUGUAAUUCAAAUAUUUGCAUUGAUAGAAUUGUAUAUUUGAUGUUUCUAAUUUAUAUUUUUUCCUCUCUAA
This is a messenger RNA of Dendrobium catenatum, 3041 nucleotides long. RefSeq names its product receptor-like protein Cf-9 homolog. The coding region runs from base 34 to 2880 and encodes 948 amino acids. The record is from RefSeq and is a predicted model, not a curated record. NCBI's taxonomy places the organism in Eukaryota, Viridiplantae, Streptophyta, Magnoliopsida, Asparagales, Orchidaceae. The transcript has a single exon. Gene Ontology annotation, molecular function: protein binding.